Zingiber officinale is the source of this 1826-nucleotide messenger RNA. Its product is annotated as alpha-humulene synthase. The record is from RefSeq and is a predicted model, not a curated record. The transcript has 7 exons. The coding region runs from base 27 to 1685 and encodes 552 amino acids. Gene Ontology annotation, molecular function: terpene synthase activity; magnesium ion binding. Lineage: Eukaryota; Viridiplantae; Streptophyta; Magnoliopsida; Zingiberales; Zingiberaceae. Gene Ontology annotation, biological process: diterpenoid biosynthetic process.
CAAGUCGUCACUCUUGAUAAUCAUUGAUGGAGAGGCAGUCGAUGGCCCUUGUUGGUGACAAGGAAGAGAUAAUUCGUAAGUCGGCCGAAUAUCACCCUAGUGUUUGGGGAGAUUAUUUCAUCCGAAACUCCUCUUCGGCCCUCGAAAAGGAGCCCACUCAUAGAAUAUUGAUGAAGAGGGUGGAAGAGCUGAAGGAGCGAGUGAGAAACCUUUUCAAGGAAACAAGCGACGACGUAUUGCAAAUUAUGAAUUUGGUUGAUUCAAUUCAGCUUCUUGGAUUGGAUUAUCAUUUUGAGAAGGAAAUAGUUACGGCGCUAAGAUUGGUUUAUGGGGCUGAUGCUGAAAAUUACGGGCUUUAUGAAUUUUCUCUUCGAUUUAGAUUGCUUAGACAACAUGGAUAUUAUUUGUCCGCAGAUGUUUUUAACAAGUUCAAAGAUGAGAAGGGCAGAUUUUUGUCGACCUUGAAUGGAGAUGCAAAGGGACUACUAAGCUUAUACAAUGCGGCUUAUCUUGGAACACAUGAAGAGACGAUACUCGACGAAGCUAUUUCUUUUACAAAGUGUCAGCUUGAAUCUUUGUUGGGUGAACUUGAGCAACCUUUAGCAACAGAGGUGUCUUUUUUCCUUGAAACACCACUGUGUAGAAGAACUAAAAGGCUCAUGGUGAGAAAAUAUAUACCUAUUUAUCAAGAGAAUGUGAUGCGAAAUGAUACUAUAUUAGAACUUGCAAAGUUAGAUUUCAAUCUACUACAAUCUCUUCAUCAAGAGGAAGUGAAGAAAAUUUCAAUGUGGUGGAAUGAUUUAGCACUAACUAAAUCUUUAAAGUUUGCUCGUGACCGAGUAGUGGAAUGUUAUUAUUGGAUAGUUGCGGUGUAUUUUGAACCUCAAUAUUCUCGAGCACGAGUAAUUACAUCCAAGGCCAUUUCCCUUAUGUCGAUUAUGGAUGACAUCUAUGAUAACUACAGCACAUUAGAAGAAAGUCAACUAUUAACUGAGGCAAUUGAAAGGUGGGAACCCCAAGCAGUUGAUUGUGUACCAGAAUACUUAAAAGACUUUUAUCUCAAGCUACUAAAGACUUACAAAGAUUUUGAAGAUGAACUAGAACCCAAUGAGAAGUAUCGCAUACCAUAUCUUCAAGAGGAAAUAAAAGUUCUAUCAAGAUCUUAUUUCCAAGAAGCUAAAUGGGGUGUGGAAAGAUAUGUACCAUCACUCGAGGAGCAUCUUCUCGUUUCAUUGAUAUCAGCCGGGUAUUAUGCGGUUGCAUGUGCCGCUUACGUAGGUUUGGGAGAAGAUGCAACAAAAGAGACAUUUGAAUGGGUUGCUAGUUCCCCUAAGAUCCUUAAAUCCUGCAGUAUACUUUGUAGGCUUAUGGACGAUAUAACUUCACACGAGCGGGAACAAGAAAGAGACCAUGUCGCUUCAACAGUUGAGAGUUACAUGAAAGAACAUGGUACAAGUGCAAAAGUGGCUUGCGAGAAGUUGCAAGUGAUGGUGGAGCAAAAAUGGAAGGAUUUGAACGAGGAAUGCCUCCGUCCAACACAAGUAGCUCGGCCUUUAAUUGAAAUAAUAUUGAACCUCUCAAGAGCCAUGGAAGACAUAUACAAGUACAAGGAUACCUAUACUAAUUCCAACACUAGGAUGAAAGAUAAUGUCUCUCUUAUAUUGGUUGAAUCCUUUCCUAUUUGAGGGCAUUGACCACUCUUCUAUAAAUAAAUCUUAGUAAGAAGAGCAUUGACCACUCUUCUAUAAAUAUGUUAUUUGAGAAAAAAAAAACUAAUAAUGUGAAACAGUUGAAUCUACACUGUUACAAUAUUUUAUAGAUGUUAU